UUGGCGAGAUAUGUGGCCGCUGCUUGCACCAUCGCCACUACUACCAGUCCCCACUAUCUUUUUAGUACCCGCAGGUUCAGAACGAGCAAGCCUUCCAUUAAAAAUAGUAGGUAAAAGACCACCUAAAAUAACUAAAACUAAUAAAGAGAGAGAAGUUUAAAGGAGCCGGAGGAGCGCAAUUUCCGUGGUUCCAGGCUUGCGGUCCAAUCCCAUGAGCGAGAAUCGUCGCCCAAAAGGAAUGGGUUUGCUUCAAAGCCAACCGAAUCUCUCUCUCGAUGUGUCUCUCUCUCAUAUCACAUUAUUACUCACUCAUUUUUCUCUCUCGCACACAUUAUAUUCUUUUUUGAGGACUUGUGACGGAGGUAGCAUGCUUUAUCGUGGUCCAACUUCGUUGUAAUAUUGAUGAGCUUUUUAUUUAUUUAUUUUUGGUUGGCCAGCCCAUCCUUGUUAAGAAAAGUGUCAAGUGUACACUACUCAAAAAUAGGGGCUUUUCCUCAUCUAUGGGUCGCUUACUCCCCUCUCUUCACUCCAAGCCUCUCCAAUUGCCACCUAAUUCCAAAUGUCCUCAUUCCUUCCCCUCCUCCCCUCCUGCGUUUCUUUUGCUGCCUAUAUUUAAUAUGAGUUAGUGCAGAGCCUGGAAACGGAAGGCUAGCUGGCCGACUCAUUCAGCAAAGCCAAAGGGGCGGCUUUCCUGUGUUGACUCCCAAAACUCCCAACCCAAUUCAUUCACCUCUCCUCUCCUUAUUCACCUCCCUCCCUUCCUCUCUAUCUUUAUAAACUCCAUCCAAUUCCUCACUCUUGUUUCCAAUUUCUCCGCCUCCCUUUCCUUCCUUCCUUUCUUUCCUUCCUGUUUCUCCUUAUCUCGCCUCCUAAGCAGAGGAGAGCAAUGGAGGAAGCCAUGGUCUCCGACAGCAGCACCAACAGCAACAGUGAUUGCACCCAUGCCGUGGUGAAAGGAAAGCGGACCAAGCGACCGAGGCUCCACCUUCCGCCGGCCCCAGCGGUUGGCACCACCACCGGCCCCACCUCGUCGACCUCCUCAGCUGAAAUUUCCGGGACCACCACCGAGGAGGAGGAGGACAUGGCCAAUUGCCUCAUCCUCCUUGCCCAAGGUCGCUCCCUUGAUACCGGCCCGAAGCUCGAAUCACCGAAAGAAGAAGGUGCCGACCCAGCCAGUAGCAACGGCGGGGCCGAGAAGUUCUCCAGCCGCAGGUUCGCCGACGCCACCACGAUGGCCAACGGCAAGGCGGGAUUCCAUGUCUACGAGUGCAAGACCUGUAACAAAUGCUUCCCUUCAUUCCAAGCGCUCGGCGGGCACCGAGCAAGCCACAAGAAGCCCAAGCUAGCGAUCCCGAUGACCGGAACCGAAGCAAAGAAAGCGGCGAUCGAUGAAGAUAGCCUCCAAAUAAGCAUGAAUUCAUCGAUCUCGAAGUCAAUUAUGGCUGCCACCAACACCAACAGCACUAGUAUUAGCAAUAACAAGCCGAGGGUCCAUGAGUGCUCGAUAUGUGGCUCGGAGUUCUCCUCCGGGCAAGCAUUAGGAGGCCACAUGAGGCGGCACCGACCGGUGAGCAUCCCGGCCGCAACCUCGGAGCCAAAGAAGGAGCGGAACGUUAAUCUCUCCUUGGAUCUUAACCUCCCCGCACCAUCUGAUGACGACCAUGAAGAAGUUCCGAAAUCGCCAUCAGCCGUAGCCUUAGCAUUUGAAAGCAAACAGCCGCUCGUCAUCUCCGCCUCGGCCUUGGUGGAUUGCCAUUAUUAAUCCGGCAGCGAACUCAAAGCUGUCUCUUAUUUCUAACUGUUCUAUUUUUUCAGACAGACUCAAACAAGAUUGGGAAUUAUUUGAAGCUGUCAUGUUGAUUAUAUCUUAUACCAUUUACCAUUGAUUCUUUGGAUUCUUUACACCUUAGUUGUUCUCCUAUGGAGAUGUGAGGUAAUGAUCGAUGUUAUGUAAAGAAGAAUGAAGAAAAGGUGUUACUGUGUUCAUGAGAAGGGAGUGACUUCAAUGGCUUCUCCUU
This is a messenger RNA of Phoenix dactylifera (date palm), 2018 nucleotides long. RefSeq names its product zinc finger protein ZAT5-like. Lineage: Eukaryota; Viridiplantae; Streptophyta; Magnoliopsida; Arecales; Arecaceae. The record is from RefSeq and is a predicted model, not a curated record.